GACGCACCCUGUAGUGUACUUGGUGCAGAGUAAACAUGAGGCAUAACCAGACCUGCUGUCAGACUCCCACUGCUGUUACAGUUUGUCUGAAAUCCGGCGCUAAAGUGCAGCAGAAGAAAAAGAUUCAGACAAAGCGUCCAGUAGCUACUGAAACUCCAGCAUUAACUGAAAGAAAUGGUCACAGUAAUAAAGGAAUUAAACGCCUAAAAGGCCCGGGUCUGAUAAUACAGCGCAAAGAAAUGACAGCUUUUUUUAAGCUUUUUGAUGAUGACUUGAUCCAGGAUUUCUUGUGGAUGGACUGUUGUUGUAAAAUUGCAGACAAGUAUCUCCUGGCUAUGACCUUUGUUUAUUUCAAGAGAGCAGGAUUCCACAUACACGAGUAUAACCGGAGGAACUUCUUUGCUGCGCUGUAUUUGGCGAAUACGGUUGAGGAGGAUGACGAAGAAUCCAAGUACGAAAUCUUUCCUUGGGCCCUAGGGGACAAAUGGAGGAAGCUUUACCCAAAUUUCCUUAGGUCAAGAGAUGAACUGUGGUCAAAAAUUGACUAUAGAGCAGCAGUCAGCAGGCGUUGUUGUGAAGAGGUAAUGGCAAUUGCGCCGAGCCAUUAUAUCUGGCAGAGGGAGCGCUCAGAGCACCACAGCGGAGCAGCUAGAAACUACAGUAAAUACGAUGUCUAUCUGCCCCGGGGGCCUUCUGCUACCCCGCUGGACUGCCCUGUCUGUGGUAACAAAGGGAGGCUGAUGGAGCUGGGUUUGUCCACUUCAUCUUCUGCCUCUUCCAGCACCACAUUUCAGGUAAACGAACACAUUUUACCGCAGGAUUCUUUACAGUCGUCGGGGGAGAACAUGGCGAUUGAUCCACAACCCAGCGGCAUUAAUAGAGAACCUCAUGGAACCCACGUGCGGAAGGGACCGUGCUCCGCGCCAGACAGAUCCAUGGAGUGGUUUACACAUAACGAAGAAUAGAUUCCCAGCAAUACGGGGCGGCGCUGUGUGGAGAUGUUAAACCUAUAUAUACAAUUCUCUCCAACUGAUGUUUAUUACAGAGGAUUAAAUAUGUUCAAAGUA
Messenger RNA from Xenopus tropicalis (tropical clawed frog), 1067 nucleotides. It is a transcript of the gene spdya, whose product is annotated as speedy/RINGO cell cycle regulator family member A. Lineage: Eukaryota; Metazoa; Chordata; Amphibia; Anura; Pipidae. Gene Ontology annotation, molecular function: protein kinase binding. The record is from RefSeq and is marked provisional.